This is a messenger RNA of Nakaseomyces glabratus, 2349 nucleotides long. It is a transcript of the gene SET3, whose product is annotated as histone-binding protein SET3. NCBI's taxonomy places the organism in Eukaryota, Fungi, Ascomycota, Saccharomycetes, Saccharomycetales, Saccharomycetaceae. The record is from RefSeq and is a predicted model, not a curated record. Gene Ontology annotation, cellular component: Rpd3L-Expanded complex; Set3 complex. Gene Ontology annotation, biological process: regulation of DNA-templated transcription.
AUGAGUUCUAACUCGUUGCUGGAUGAUGCGUCUACGUUGCUGAUGUUUUCCAAGGGCAAGAAUGAGAAAGACGGCACUGGAGCUAGCGAUAAGCACAGGGAGGAUGUGUUGCGGAGCCCCAAGAACCUGGAGGCGGCGAACGCGGCUGCGGCGGCGUUGGCGGCUGCCGCUACUAUUCCUUUGCCGUUGAAGAGGACGCGUACUAAUAGCCAUGACGGCAGCACGUCCAGGAGGUCUUCUGAGUCCGACAAAGAAGUGUCUGGCGAGGUUAAGAAACCAAAACUAGAGCAAGGCCCUGCGAGCGAAAGCUUGGAAAAACCUGUGGAGCAGCCAGAAGGUACUACGAAAAGGAAACCAGAUCAGUGGCCGGUUUCAGAGUCGUACAUUGUUGAUAUCGAUGCUGGCAUCAUAACGUGUGUGUGCGAUUUUGAUGAUGACGACGGGUUUACAAUCCAGUGUGAUCAUUGUAACAGAUGGCAGCACGCCUCAUGCUUCGGCAUCGACAACAUAGAGAAUGCGCCAGAUGAUUUCUUGUGUGACAAGUGUGAUCCUCGAGAGAUAGACGUAGAGGCCGCAAAUAUACGGCAGAAACAACAGAGAGGACUACUUGAGAAAAAAAAGGAAUCCGCUAAACCUUCAAAUAGACGGGACAGUGGUAAGAAGAGGAACUCAGCUUCGCAGGAAACCUUCGAUGAGCUAGAGAGUACGACAUCAAGGGAGGAUAGCAAGUCCAAUGACAUAAACAAAGAUAAAAAAAGGCGCAACGACAGUAAACAAGAGACCGUGACCGGAGGUAAAUCUGAAACUGCCAUAGAACCUGCACCCUACGUGCCCCCCAAUGAUGUCCAAUUUAAGAAAGAAUUUUUGUUAACACCAAAGGACGCUUAUUCUGCAACAUAUGUACACUCAGAUGAAAAUGAAUACAAGGAUAAAUAUGUGAAGUUAUUUAUUGACAAGCACUGUGAUGACGAUUGGGUCAUUCAGUAUAACAAAAAGACAUUGAAGACCGUUCCAAUCGAAGUCAAAUCAUAUUCCGAAUCAUCAUAUGCAAGAACAUUUCCUGCACAUACUAAACUAGGGGUAUUCACAAAGGAAUAUUGCAACAAUGGAGAUCUUAUCGAAGAGUUCACAGGGCAAGUUGACUUUCUCAAGACAUACCUGGAUGACACCAAGAACCAUUAUAGGAUAUGGGGCACAGCAAAAAAUCGUGUUAUUUUCCAUCCUCACUGGCCUCUUUAUAUCGAUGCCCGUAGUAAGGGCAACUUGACGAGGUUUCUAAGAAGAGGCUGCAAACCAAAUGUAGAACUGGUAACAGUUUGCCUUCCAUCCGCUGGCGAGGAGAAGGAUAUUAAAUUUAUUUUAAGAGCUACUAGGGACAUUGAUGAGGGUGAGGAGCUCUUAAUUGACUGGAAGUGGGAUUUACGUCACCCAAUAAGAAAUUUUAUUAGUGGUGCAACAACCUUAGAUUCUAUGAAUGACACAGACAAGUACUCAAUAAUACAUUCAGUCGAAACAAUUAUGAGUGCUUGUGACUGUGGCUGUGGCACAAAUAGUAAAGAAUGUUAUCUUUUAAAAGUAAAAAGAUACUCACAAGGAUUGUACAAGUCUGUUAAAUCAAAGAUCAAAAUGAAUAAUCGUUACAAAUUAAACCAGAUUUUGAACCAAUACCAGGGUAAAAAAAGAAGACAGAUGCCUAUCACUACAAGAUUAAUAGAUGAUGCUAUAAGGCAGAAAUACAAAGCUCCUCUAAUCUUAGAUUCUUAUCACGAGGAGAAAAAACUUCAGCAGCUUUUGAAAUCAAAUUCUGGAAGCAAAUCUGUUAUUUCACCAGAAAAGGCAGCCCUAAUCCAAAAAUCCAUCGCCACUAUUAAUCAAAGUAUCAAUUCAGUGGUGUCACUAAAACCGUAUAAAUAUAAUCUAGUCAAAGGUCAAAUUGACGUGGCUACAACUAAAAUGCCAAGUCCUCUUGCCCAAUCACACGGUCCUUCAGACUUCAUAAAGAACACCUCUGCUGAGGAAGCAAUUGUAUUAAUCACAAAGAUCACUGACUAUGAUGAAUCUAAAGUUAAUAAUAUCACCGACUUACCAAUUCCAGUACAAAUCCCAAUAGCUAAAGUAGAGAAAGCCACAGAAAUGGUUACUGAUCCACAUAAUAAGCCUGUUCUUCAUGAAAAUAAAUCAAACAGCACUACCACAUCAGAGGUCUCUUUAGAUGCAAGAGAAUCAGAUAAUGCUCCUAAAGAAAUCAAACACGACUACUCUACGACUGAGUCCUCUACUGUUGCUAAUUCCUCGAAUUUGAAAAAGAAGUUAAGUUUUGCUGAUUAUAGGAAAAAACUGCAAAAGUAG